This is a messenger RNA of Emiliania huxleyi CCMP1516, 804 nucleotides long. RefSeq lists its product as hypothetical. The coding region runs from base 1 to 804 and encodes 267 amino acids. Lineage: Eukaryota; Haptophyta; Isochrysidales; Noelaerhabdaceae. The transcript has a single exon. The record is from RefSeq and is a predicted model, not a curated record.
AUGCUCCAGAUGCCGAAGCAAGUGGGCUGCAUGCUCGGCGGACUGGCCGGUCUGUCCACGCGAGUGCGCACGUUUGCCGAGAUUGGAGCGUGGUUUGGGUGGUCGGGCCUUUUUUUCGCUGCUUACAUACGAAGGGUCUUCGAAGCGAGCCGUUGGGCAGGGCAGGACUUUAGCUCGGCCAGCUUUGAUGUUGCCGACAUGCGAACAGGCUGCAUAAAGGCACUCAUGGCCCGGCACAAGCACGGCUUCCAUGUGAACUACGGAGGCGGCAAGCCAAAGUACCUGCCGCGCAAGCCAGGCGAGAAGAAGACGCGCACGUGGCGGCCAGUGCUCUAUGAAGAUCGCGCCAAGGCAGUGGCGUGGUAUCACGAGCAUUUGGCGGAGGCCUUCGGCCCUGCUGACCGUGAGACGUCAAAGCUCGACCUAUGCUUCAUCGACGCAUCGCACACUUUCAAACACGUGGUCGAGGACGUCCGCUUCUUCCAGCCCAUGUGCCGCCUCUUGCUGUUCCACGACAUCGUGGAUGCUGACUCGGUGGGCGUGAGGCAGUUGUGGCACUUUUUGAGCUCAAGACUGCGCUGGGAGCGCGACCAGCACGCCCCAGCGGGCGUGGCGGGAUUGAACGGGACCGCAUGGGAUGUCGAAGCAGGCUACAUGGUAAAGGAGUGCACGCAGCAGGCGGGAACGAGGCGCUUCAACUUUGGGCUUGGAUUGAUAUCCGCACAGCGCCUCAAGAGCUCCUGGCUUGACGAGGCCGAAGCCAAAGCAAGCGCUGACGCGGCAGCAAAGGCGUCGAGGGGGUGA